CGGUCCUGUCGCAUGAUCUUCAAAAGAGAGUGGUGGUUGUUGACACCAGCAAUGAAAUCGGAGGUGAUGGGGAUGUUCCACACCCUGCAAUAGGAAGUGCAAGAAGAUUGCAGGUUCCUGAGCCCUCUAUGCAGCACUUAGUUAUGAUUGAAGCAGUGGAGAAUCACAUGCCUGAGGUGAUUAUAAUUGAUGAGAUUGGCACAGAAUCUGAAGUUAAUGCUUGUCGAACUAUUGCAGAGAGAGGAGUUAUGCUUGUAGGCACUGCUCACGGUGAGGGGCUGGAGAACAUUGUCAAGAAUCCUAUCCUAGUGGACCUGAUUGGUGGAGUGAAAAGCGUAACAUUAGGUGAUGAAGAAGCCCGAGUAAGAAAUAGCAAAAAAAUCAUCUUUGAGAGAGUGGCUUCUCCCACAUUUCCUUUUUUGGUUGAGGUUAGGGAGCGGACUAUUGGGCCAUACAUCGGACAGGAAGGAGUGUGGAUGCUUUGCUUCGUGGGAGGAAAUCGUUUGUUGAGAUUAGGAAAAGAGAUAAAGACAUGAAAAUCAUGAUUGAAAGAUGGAAGAUGGAAGCCUGAAUUGUCACUUUGGGAACUGGUAAUAUCAGUUUGAUCCUGUCAGCAGCUUGCACAGAGCUUCUUGAAUGUGAGAUUCUAACAUAGUUCUUGACGAAUGGAGGCUUUUACUGGUUUUUUGUUGCAUAUGAAGGAUGAUUGAUCUUGUAAAGCUUUGCAUAAGGUAGGUGGUGAGAUUUUUAAUGAUCCUAGAAUCCCGUCAAGAAGCUUAUUGGGUGACUUGGGAUCUCUAACCAACUCCGACUUUUAUCUUCAAAUCCAUUGCAUGAGAUCUUACCAGAGAUCCUGGAAAAUUCAAUGAGAUCAGUAACUUUCAUAUCGAGAUGGUGAUUAAAAGAGGGCCACCUCUUAGGGGGUUCUAAUUUCUAAAGGUCAGGAUUCCAAUUCUUCGCUGCCAGUAACCACCCUACACUUGAGGGCUACAGCUCAAGCAGGUCCCUCCCGCAAAAUACUUCGCCAACCCCACGUGGCAUUGGUAUUACAUUUGACAUUGAGGAAGUUCUUGUUCAUAUAAAUGUUUUGAAAUGAAAAAACUCACUCUGACAAA
This is a messenger RNA of Coffea arabica (coffee), 1115 nucleotides long. NCBI's taxonomy places the organism in Eukaryota, Viridiplantae, Streptophyta, Magnoliopsida, Gentianales, Rubiaceae. The record is from RefSeq and is a predicted model, not a curated record.